Messenger RNA from Pseudopodoces humilis (Tibetan ground-tit), 2990 nucleotides. Lineage: Eukaryota; Metazoa; Chordata; Aves; Passeriformes; Paridae. The record is from RefSeq and is a predicted model, not a curated record.
CCCCGCCGGCUCCGCCGUUCCCCCCGCAGAACCGAGGGGUCCCCGCCGCGGGGCUGCGGCCACGCACGGAGCCAGGGCAGAGCAUGGCCCCAGCCCUCCCGCUGCUGCUGCUGCUCUGGGUCUUUGUCCCCACAGUGGUCCCCGAGGGGUUUGGCCCCGGAGAUGGCACAGAGGACCUCAAGGCUCUGCAGGUCUCCAUCCCACGCCACCCAGCCCUGGACGCUGUGCUGGCAGGCGACAUCACCAUCCCCUGCCUCAUCACCUACCUUGGCCCCCAGCCCACCGCUGGCAUGGGCGGCCGCCGGGCAGUGCUGGGAACCCCCCGGGUCAAGUGGACCUUCAUCUCUGAGGGCAGGGAGGUGGAGAUCCUGGUAGCUCGGGGGGACAGGGUGAAGGUGAGCGAGGACUAUCGGCUGCGCGCCUCCCUGCCCAUCUUUCACCAGCGCUACACCAACGCCUCGCUGCUGCUCACCGAGCUGCGCCCCAACGACUCGGGGAUCUACCGCUGUGACGUGCAGCACGGCAUCGAGGACGGCCACGACAUCCUCGAUGUCAAAGUCAAAGGGGUGGUGUUUCAUUACCGGGAGGGCUCCAUGCGCUACGCCUACACCUUUCCCGAGGCGCAGGAAGCUUGUGCCCGGAUCGGCGCCAGCAUCGCCACCCCCGAGCAGCUCUACGCCGCCUACCUGGGGGGCUACGAGCAGUGCGACGCCGGCUGGAUCGCCGACCAGACCGUCAGGUACCCCAUCCAGACGCCCCGUGAGGCCUGUUACGGGGACAUGAACGGCUACCCGGGGGUGAGGAACUACGGAGUGGUGGACCCGGAGGACAUGUACGAUGUGUACUGCUACGCUGAGGACCUCCCAGGGGAGAUCUUUCUGGAGACGGCCCCAGACAGGUUCACGCUGGAGGAGGCGGCGCAGCGCUGCCGGGCGCUGGGUGCGGAGCUGGCGAGCCCGGGGCAGCUGUACGCAGCCUGGAACGCGGGGCUGGACGCCUGCAGCCCCGGCUGGCUGGCUGACGGCAGCGUCCGCUACCCCAUCGUCACCCCCCGGGAGCGCUGCGGCGGGGCUCUGCCGGGCGUCAAAACCAUCUUCGUGUUCCGCAACCAGACGGGAUUCCCCGACGCCCAGAGCAGAUACGAUGCGUACUGCUUCCGAGAAGGGACAAACUCUUUCCCUGAGGCUGCAGGAAAAUACCAAGCCCAAGAGCCUGAGGAGAAUCUCCUCCAGGAGAUUGUCACAGUGGCAGAAAAGCUGGAGGAGCUGCAGCUGCCCAGAGCGCAAGUGGAGAUUGAGUCGCGAGGGGCUAUUUACGCCGUCCCUUUCUUUGAGGACACUGAUCUGAGAAAGCCGAGCCAGUCCCCCGAAGACGCACUGGGGCCAGGGGCCCGGCACCCCCCACUAGCUACCUCCGUGUCCUCAGGUCACCCCACCUCUGCCCCCCCUUCCCCCACAGCCCUGGCCACCCCCGAGGCAGGUGUCCCACUUAUGGGGAGCCCGUCCCCUGCGGAGCAGAAUGGGGGGACAGGGACAGUGGGGACUUGCUGGCAGGCGAUGCGGCUCCCGGCGCCGGCCUCUCACUGCCUUUCUGCCUUGCCCUUUGCAGAGGAGGAACAGGGAGCAGCGCCGGGCAGGGGCCCUGGCAGCACAUCGGCGGAGAGCCCGAGCGGAGGGCGAGACCCCGGCCAGCCCAUGGAGCCAGAGGGACCCACCGGUGCCCCAGCAGGUGACACGGAGCCUCCUGAGGGCUUUCCUCGGCCGCCCAGCCCCGUGCCCCCCACGCAACGCCCAGCCCGUCCGCGGGACGCCUUGGGGCGGCCGGCCCACCCUGCCAGCCCUGGGGAACCUGGGCACCGUCCGACAUCGCCAACCGGUGCCGCUUCUGCCUCAUCGACAGAGAGCCGAGAACCUGGCGGGGGUCGCCGCCGCGGGCACAAGUCCGGGGGGGCGAGCCCCUCGCUUUCCGCCGCUGAAGACGCCGAGCUCUCCGGAGAUGUGGUGGAAAGCCCUGGCGCGUCCCCGCUGCCUCCUGCGCCCUCGCAGACGCAGGAGGAGGGAGAGGAGCAGUCGGGAGCAGUGUGGCUCCCCUCGGCCGUGCGCCCGGGGGACGGGAGCACUGUCCCCGCAGUGACACCGUGGCACGCGGAGCUGCCCGGCAGCAGCAGCGCACCGGCCCCGGGAGGAGAGGAGGCAGCGCCGCCACCGCCGGGCUCCGAGGAAGAGGAGGAGGAGGAGGAAGAGCAACCUGCUCCCUCCGUUGCAACCGUGGAGGGUUUCCUUGAGGCCGUUCCUGGAGAAGCAGGUGGCUGUGUCCCCAACCCCUGCCUGAACGGAGGGACCUGCGUGGAGGACGGCGCCCACCUCACCUGCUUGUGCCUGCCUGGCUACGGAGGCAGCAGCUGUGAAAGACCACUGUGGAGGUGCAGCCCCGGCUGGGACAGCUUCCAGGGCGCCUGCUACAAGCACUUCUCCACUCGGAGGAGCUGGGAGGAUGCAGAGACCCAGUGCAGGCACUAUGGGGGGCACCUGGCCACCAUCCUGACCCCCGAAGAGCAGGACUUCAUCAACGACCAGUACAGGGAAUACCAGUGGAUCGGCCUGAACGACCGGACCAUCGAGGGGGAUUUCCAGUGGUCUGACGGGAGCCCCUUGCUCUACGAGAACUGGCACCCCGGGCAGCCCGACAGCUACUUCCUCUCCGGGGAGAACUGCGUGGUCAUCGUGUGGCACGAUGGGGGCCAGUGGAGCGACGUGCCCUGCAACUACCACCUGUCCUACACCUGCAAAAUGGGGCUGGUGCAGUGCGGGCCCCCCCCCGCCCUCAGCAAUGCCCGUGCCUUUGGCAAACCAAAGCAGCGCUACGAGGUGGGCUCCAUCACACGGUACCAGUGCCGGCACGGCUUCGCCCCGCGCCGCUCGCCCAUCAUCCGCUGCCGCCAGGACGGCACGUGGGAGCCACCCCAGCUGGCCUGUCGCCCUGGUGAGUGA